UUGACAAGUCGCAAACAGCGUAGCGGGGUAUUUCGAGUUUUGUUUUUGUGUAAUUUGUCAUGAUUUUGCUUAGUUAAUUGUAUAAAAUGAGUGAUUUUCAAACCGCCAGGGAAGCGGCCGAUCUUGCCAUUAGUUUUGAUAAGGUGGGACAGGCGGACAAAGCUGUGGAAUGCUACAGAACUGCUGCAAGAUUAUUGGACAGGGUUCGUAAUCGUCUACCCUUGGACAAGCAAGAAGGGUUACAGUUAAAAGUCCGGGAAUAUCUGGAGAGAGCUACUUUACUACAGGAGCAGCAAGAUGUGGCACAACAAGCAGAGAGUGAGAGAGCAAUGCAACAAUGUAAUUUCUUGUUGCAACAAGCACUGGAUGCAGACGAGGCUGCACUCAAGGAUGUCGCAUUCCAGCUGUACACACAGGCUGUGGAGUUUGCUGUCACUGCUAAAGUAAGUGACCCCGAAAUUAAAGUUAAAUUAGAAGCACUGGCUAAACAAGCCUUGGACAGAGCUGAAGUGUUGAAGGGCAUCAAAAAGAUGGACGCGUUAAGCUUAAAUGAGAGCAACCACUCACAGAGACCUGCCGUCUCGCCAAACAGAGCCCAGUUACAAAGAGAACAGAGCGUACAGCUAACCGUUUCGGGCAGAGACAUUUACACCGAAGAAGAGAAGGAAGUCCUGCGUGCAACGUCAACUAUAAACAACAACCGUUUCCUGCCAUUCAUGCACGUGGAUCUGUCUGAGAAGUUCCAAUACGCUAUCCUGUUUGAGGACAGAGCGAGCGAGCUGAAGUUGUCUUCGAAACAAGCGAGCGAGUUCGACAGAUGGGUGCGCCCUCACGAGAUAUGUAGUGACCCGAAGUUGGUUGUUGGCGAUCACGUGGAUUGUUUCAGUAUUAAGCAGACUAUAGUAUCAGAUUGUUCGUUCGUUGCUUCGCUGGCAGUCAGUGCGUUAUACGAGAAGACGUUCAACAAAAAGAUAAUCACAUCUAUCAUAUAUCCGAAGAAUAAACUUAAAAACCCAGUGUAUAACCCCUUUGGAAAGUAUAUGGUGAAGCUGCAUUUGAAUGGUGUUAGGAGAAAGGUGAUAAUAGACGACAGGCUGCCGUACAGUAAAUAUGGUCGGCUUCUGUGCUCAUACUCGAGCAACAAGAACGAGUUCUGGGUAUCGAUGUUGGAGAAAGCCUACAUGAAAGUUAUGGGCGGCUAUGACUUCCCAGGGUCGAACAGCAACAUAGACCUGCACGCAUUAACCGGCUGGAUUCCGGAGCGUUGCGCGAUCAGGACGGGUGAGGAGGAUUUCAACGCGGACACGUUAUACGACACAAUACAGACGCGCCUGGCGCGCGGAGACGUGCUCGUGACCGUUGCUACCGGACAACUGUCCGACGCGCAGGCGGAAAGGUCCGGAUUAGUUGCCACUCAUGCGUACGCCGUGCUUAAGGUCAUCUGUGUUAAUGGUGUCAAGCUGUUGAAAUUGAAGAAUCCGUGGUCACACCUCCGUUGGCGGGGCAACUACUCAGAACUGGACACGGCGCACUGGACCCCACAAUUACAAGCGCAACUAAACUACGACCCGGACAACGCUGCUCAGUAUGACAACGGCGUCUUCUGGAUAGACUACAACAGUAUACUUGAGUUCUUCGACGUGUUUUAUCUGAAUUGGAACCCCGAGCUGUUUAAGUUCACCUAUUGCAUUCACCAGAAAUGGGACGCUGGAUUGGGCCCGGCGAAAGACGCGUACAACAUAUCUGAGAACCCCCAGUUCAGCCUGCACGUGCAGGGCCGGGGCGCCGUGUGGCUGCUGCUCACGAGGCACAUCACGCUCAUAGACGACUUCAGGGAUAACCAGGAGUACAUAACUUUAUUGGUCUACAAGCACAAUGGCAGGAGAGUUUACUAUCCAUACGACCCACCGCCUUACAUAGACGGUAUAAGGAUCAACAGUCCCCACUACCUGUGCAAGAUCAUAGUCGGUGAGAACAGUGCAGAUAGAUACACACUCGUCGUGUCUCAAUACGAGAAGACCAGGACUAUAUUCUACACUCUAAGAGCGUACGCCACGUGCCCCUUCGCUCUGGGAAAGAUUCAACCGUUCCCUUAUACUAAAAAGCUGCAAGGCGAGUGGUCCGGCCAUACGGCUGGUGGUUGCGAGAACCACCGAGCUACUUACCCUAACAACCCGAAGUUCACCAUGACAGUUCCUGACUCCCGGACUCCUUGUCACGUCACCAUACAGUUGUUGGCUCCUAAGCAGUACCAGAUCGGAGUGGAUGUCCGGGUCGAGAGUAUGAACGAUCCUAACCAAACUGCGCCUUUCUUGAAGGAGUCUUCUGGCCCCUAUCGGUCCGGUUUUGUAGUGCUAGAACUACGGGACCUACCUGCGGGUAAAUACAUACUAACCGUCUCAACCUUCUACCCAGCGCAAGAGGGUCCAUUUUUCCUUGAACUCAGGUCCACUUGCGAAAUAGGGUGCGAACCGCGCAACUAGAGAGCUUAUGGUCGGAGGAGAGAGUACAUUUUUCAUCUAAGAUCUUCGAGAUUUGGACCUUGACAGGCCUGGGAGACAGCGAAGAAGAUAAUAGAAGUUGGUAGUGGCGUACGUUGGCCUGUUAAGGAACCAAAACUCAACUUUUAUUCGACUGUACUAGUCUUUGAGAAAUUAUAGAUGGAAGUCGACUUUUUUUCUGCUACUACAUUUUUUCUGACACUUUUUGGUGGACGUGUGGUAUCAGUACAGCAUAUUCAUAAAAAAAAUCAACGUUUCUAUAAAAGCAAAGGUACCAAAACAAAAAACCAUCACAUACAUAACGAAACAGACAGAGAUCUGGUGUAAAAGACGAUAUAGUGACUAAGAUUGAGAAGGGAAUGUUAGGUUGGUUUGGACACGUAGAGCGGAUGAAGGAUAAUAGAAUUGCGAAAGCGGUAUAUAAAGCAAAAGUUGAUGGUAGGGCUGGCAGAGGAAGACCUAGGACUUACGUUGGAGAUGUCCUUAGAAAAGGUUUAGUACGAUCUACUCUGAACCGGCGUGCGUGUAUGAAGCGAUAGAUAAAUGUGGAGGAAGUAAGAGAAGUAUGUCAGGAUGGAAGCAAAUGGAAUUCUAUAGUAUCUGCUUACCCCGGUGGGAAAUAGGCGUGAGUUUAUGUAUGUAUGUAUAUAGCAAAACACGGACCGAUCGUCAUUGUAUUUUGGCAGAGAACGUGCUUGGCGACUCCCGUCUAUAAUUUCUCUAAGGAACCAGAAGUACUCCAGUUGCUCGAGAAAAAAAAAACGAAUUUGUGAAAAGAGUAUUUCUAGUUAUUAUUGAAAGCUAACACAAAUAAGCUCCAAAUUCGGAAAAAAACCGAAUUCCAAAUUUUAAAAAGAUCUGCUUUUACCUAGGUGUCCCUAAAGUCCGUAGUUGUUGGGACGAUAAUUUUGUAAAGGACAUUAAUUUUGGGUAUAAAGUGCCGGCUAGAAAAAAGAUUGAACAUUUUGUAUUCGGGCACCAAAGUUAAGAUUUGACUUUCAUUUAACUUCGAAAACAUUGGACGUAAGGACUACUUACGUUUUGAUCAAACUAAAAAGUGUCCGUUGACCAACACUUUGUUGGCCGGCACUUUUGACUAAAGGCUUCGGUACACUAAACGCAGGUUAGAAACAGGGCAGUGUGAGCGCGGAUCUCUUCCGUGUAACACAAGAAACACUUCUCAUUGAAAAAAAAGGAAUACUUUACCUGGCAGGUUUAUGUUUCGUAAAGAUUAUCAGAAUAAAAUUUAAGUACGAGUUGGGAAUAAAAAAUAAAAUACAUUUUACAGUGGGUAUUUAUUGUUAAUGUUGCAAAUUCAAGUUUUUUAUUGAUAACAUACAGCAUCACGCCACAUACACCUCUUUCGGUCCCAUGUAUUAGAGGGCGCCUCUAGUUUUCUUAAUCUCGUAUUUUAUUGAACAAAAAAUUCUAAGAAUUAUUUUUUUUUUUUUGUAUUAUUUUUUAUAAGUAAUAUGAACUGCGGCACAUCGGCCCGGACUGGCGUUCAAAUUUGGUGUGGUGCACUUCUUAAUAGUUUCUUGUAUUACUACACCCGCGGCAGUACUCUAAGCUGCUUCUGAAAUUCUUUUAGUGUGUCGAAGCCCUUGGCGUCAGACUUUGUACGCAACAUGUUCUUUGCUUAGCUUUUUGCCUUUUUUGAUGUAGAGAAUCAUGACCACGCUGGCCUUAGUAUUUUUAAGUUUUAUUUUUGUAAAUGCAUUUGACUCGUUUUCGCACACUGUGAUAUGGUAGCGCGUAAGGAUUUAUCACAGUUUUAAAUUAAUGUAAGUUGAAGAAUUAUUGAAUGAAUUUUAUAUGAUGUUAAAUAUAUUUUGAUGAUUGAU
Pectinophora gossypiella (pink bollworm) is the source of this 4345-nucleotide messenger RNA. Its product is annotated as calpain-7-like. Gene Ontology annotation, biological process: proteolysis. The transcript is spliced from 12 exons. Lineage: Eukaryota; Metazoa; Arthropoda; Insecta; Lepidoptera; Gelechiidae. Gene Ontology annotation, molecular function: calcium-dependent cysteine-type endopeptidase activity. The record is from RefSeq and is a predicted model, not a curated record. The coding region runs from base 87 to 2483 and encodes 798 amino acids.